Racocetra persica is the source of this 221-nucleotide messenger RNA. The record is from the annotation of a GenBank genome assembly. Lineage: Eukaryota; Fungi; Glomeromycota; Glomeromycetes; Diversisporales; Gigasporaceae.
AUGUCUUCUCUAAUAAGUACUAGCGAUAGUGAAAAUUCCCUCCCUUCAGUCAGAGGUCACUUAGGUUUGUUGAAAUGUAAAUGGGAUGAUUGCUCUUCAAGCUUUACGCUUUUAAACGACUUAGUAAACCAUUUGCACGAAGACCACGUAGGUCGUAAAAAGGCAAAUUAUACCUGUGAGUGGGAUAGUUGUCCGAGAAAAGGUGCUACUCAAACCUCACG